Molecule: messenger RNA, 564 nt
Organism: Oxyura jamaicensis (ruddy duck)
Lineage: Eukaryota; Metazoa; Chordata; Aves; Anseriformes; Anatidae
Gene: SMIM12
Product: small integral membrane protein 12
Exons: 2
Coding region: 59-340 (93 amino acids)
Source: RefSeq, a predicted model, not a curated record
GGGUGGUCUCGGUGGUGAGCUUCGUGCCCGUCGUGCCAGGCGCUGUCCCGUUGUCGCCAUGUGGUCCGUGCUGUGGACGGCCGUGCGCACCCACGCGCCCUACGUCACCUUCCCGGUGGCCUUCGUGGUGGGCGCCGUGGGCUACCACCUCGAGUGGUUCCUCCGCGGCCGCCCCCCGCCGCCCCCCGAGGAAGAGGAGAAGAGCAUCUCGGAGAGGCGCGAGGACCGCAAGCUGCAGGAGAUCGCUGGCAAGGACCUGACCAAGGUGGUGAGCCUCAAGGAGAAGCUGGAGUUCGCCCCCCGGGCGGUGCUGAACAGGAACCGCCCCGAAAAGAGUUAAUGAAGGUGUUCGUCCCGCCAGGGGGGCUCGGUGAGGACGAGGACCCCCAGCUGGAUGGGGGCCGCGUCCCUCAGCGUGGUGCUGGGGGAGUUCCUCUGUCACCUGCACGUCUUCGACCAGACCCCCCUGCACCUGGCUGUGCUUGGGCCGCACGCUGCCCCCACCGCUGCACUUCACCCUCCCUGGGCUCCCCGGAGGGCUCGGGGUUUGCCCACCCCGUGGAU